AUGAUAAUCAGAAGCACUGUUAGUCCAAUGCUGAAAAUUGGUUUUCAAUUAUUCGGCAUUUGGCCGGGUGUCUCGUAUUCUACCAUUCACAGUAUGAGUAUUAUAUCAAGCAUAUUGAUCAUACAGUACUUUCAGUAUUUGUACAUUUUUAAACACUUCAAGAUCAGUGAGAUCUCGAAUCUUAAUGACAGUUUGAAUUUAACUUUUACGUACGGUUUGACGGUAUUUAAAUUGAUUUAUCUGUGGAUACGUCGUCAAGUUUUUCAUCAAAUCUUGCUAGCUAUGGAUAAUGAUUGGCGCGAGUGCAUCAAUAUGGAUGAACAUUUGUAUAUAAUGACAAUUAAAGCUAAUUUAGCACAUUUUAUUUCCAAUAGUAUAUUGAGUGUUAGUACGAUUAUUGCGAUACCUUUUUUCUUAGGCGAGUAUAUAAUUCAUUCCGUAUUUUUAACUGAAGAUCAAAAUGAUACUUUACGGCCGCUUCCUAUGAAGAUUCAACUUCCCUUUGAUACUCAACAAUCGCCAAUAUUUGAGAUUGUUUAUGUGACAUUAUUUUUACAUAGUAUAAUAAUAUUUAGUAAAUCAAUCAUCAAUGCAGCAUACGAAUUGCCGUGGUAUGAUAUAUCGUUACAUCAGAGUAAAAUGUUAAUACUAAUAAUAAUGAGAUCUCAGAAGCAACUGACUAUAUCGGCAGGAAAAAUGAUGGAUAUGUCAUUCGAAACUUAUACAAACAUCAGCGAGUUCUCAAAUCUUAUCGAUGGCUUAUCUUUAACUUUAGAUUACAGUUUGACGUUUGUUAAAUUGGCCAGCCUAUGGAUACAUCGUCGUGUUUUUCAUAAAAUCUUGGCUGUUAUGGAUAAUGAUUGGCGCGAGUGCAUUAACAUUGAUGAGCAUUUGAAUAUGAUGAUAAUUAAAGCCACUGUAUCUCAUUUUUAUUCUAAUGCUAUGUUGAGUUUUAAUGGUGUAGCUGCAGUAUUGUACGUUUUGGGUGAUUAUGCAAUUCGUUUUGUAUAUAUAUCCAAAGAUUACAAUGAUACCUUGCGGCAGCUUCCUAUCAAGGUGCUUCUUCCUUUCGAAACAGAGCAAUCGCCGAUUUUUGAGCUGCUAGUUGCAAUUAUGUUUCUACAUAUAAUACUAGUCUCGUUAUUAGUCGCCGUUUUAAAUGGAUUAAUUUUUACUUUGAGUAUAUCAGUUGGUGAUGCAGCAUAUAAAUCGUUAUGGUACGAUAUGCCAAUUAAUCAGACUAAAAUUAUAUCAUUCGUGAUAAUGAAAUCCCAAAGGCGAUUGUCAAUCACUGCAGGGAAAAUGAUGGAUAUGUCAUUUGAAGCUUUAACGAAUAUAAUGCGCGCAACUUCCAUCAGCACUUCCGUCGAGAUUGGACUUCGCUUUAUUGGAAUCUGGCCGGGUUUGCAGUAUGGAACCGUCACUUGGUUCACAUACAUGAUGAGCUUAGUGUUUGCGUUGUACUUUCAAUAUGUGUACAUCUUCGAUCACUUCGACGUCAACAAUAUUUCGAAUCUUGUCGAUGCGCUUAGCAUUACGUUGGCUUAUAGUCUUAGUUUUCUAAAAUUGAUCUCUCUCUGGAUUUUUUAUGAUAUCGUGUUAACGAUGGAAGAAGAUUGGACUAACGUCAACAUUUACGAUAAAUCGGUAUCGUGUAUUAUGGCAAGUAAUGCCAAUUUAUCACGUCAUUGUUCGAACGUGUUGAUCAGCAUUAACGCUGCAGCUGCAAUUUGCUACUCCGUGACCAAUUUUCUACGUUUGUCGACCGAUUUUAAGGAGAAUCUGAACAUUAGUUCGAGAGUGCUGCCUGUAAAGAUGAAAUUUCCCUUCAAAGUUGACGUGUCUCCCCUCUUUGAGCUUUUAGCGGUCGGUCAGAUUCUUCAUGUAGUGUCAAUCGCCACUUUAGUUGGUAUGAUGAAUUGCUUGAUCAUUACGCUGGUACUUCACGUAAGUGGACAGAUCGAUAUUCUUCGCCGGGAAUUACUGACAAUUUGCGGCAACGGAAUUUCUCAGCAUGAUUCAAUCGUCACAAGUGUCAGGCUUGUGAUUAUCCGGCACCAAAAGAUAAUAACUCUUUCAGAGAAUAUUGAGGAGCUUUAUUCCGACAUCGCGCUGAUGCAGUUUUUAUCGAAUACCGUGGUCAUCUGCUGCAUCGGUUUUACCAUCAUAGCCUCUCUUGUUAGGGAUGGAGCCAUAGUGGUGAUUUUGAAAUCCGCUAUUUUUUACGUCGCCGUAACGUUAGAAGCUUUUAUCUUUUGUUUCGCGGGAGAAUACCUUAGCGCCAAGAGCAAAUCGGUUGGCGAUGCAGCCUACGAGGCACUAUGGUAUAACAUGACACCUGCCGAGUGUCGAAUUUUGUUAUUUGUGAUAUUAAGAUCGCAGAAGAGAUUAACGAUUACUGCUGGAAAUGUUAUGGAUCUUUCUUUAGAAGGAUUUACGAGUGUAAUGAAAGCAUCAGCUUCGUAUAUGUCAGUGUUGCAUGCGAUAAAAUCGAGAAUUAGUAACAACUUACCGUGUCAUUUCUAUGAAGAAUUGUCUUCGAGCUUGAUGAAGACUGAAAUAAAUUCGAAUACCGUGUGCCGAUCUAUGCAAUACAGUCUUCGUAUAACUGAUGUAUGGCCGGGAAGACCAUCCCGGUCGAAAAUACCAUUCAAAGGCAGCACUCCGAAAAUGAAUUCGAAGACCGAUUCCUUGAAGAUCCUCGAUGGCACUGUUAGUCGUUCAAUCGAGAUCGGUCUUCGCGUGAUCGGCGUUUGGCCCAAUUCAUCCUUCAUGGUCCUCCGUCGCGCUUUUUGGAUAAUCACUUUUAUGAUGGCACAGACCUUUCAGUAUCGAUAUUUCGUUAUACACGUUCGCACGGACGAUCUCUCGCAUCUGAUGGAUGGUCUUAGCACUACGAUGUCUUAUAGUCUCCUACUAUUGAAACUUACAAUAUUUUGGAUCAAUCGACGGAUAUUCCACGACAUUUUAGCGAUAAUGUCCCAGGAUCGGAGCGAGUGCAUGACUAAGUGGGCCAUCUACUCAAUGUCAAGGACAACCGAUAUGUCGCAUCGGUCUUCCAACUUGAUCAUUGGCCUUUAUUCGAUCUCAGUGUUUAUUUACGGUACCGGCGUACUUGUUGCUCACCCUGACGAGUCCGACGAACAACUUGCGGAGCAGACGCGAGAAUUGUUUCUUAAGAUGGAGCUACCUUUCGAGUCCAAUGCCUCUCCUAUGUACGAGCUCGUAAUGAUCACACAGUUUUUUCAUCAGCUCUCAGCAGCCACAAUAGUCGGUGUAAUUAAUGCCUUAAUUGUCUCACUGGGCAGAAUGAUCGGCAAUGCAGCGUACGAAACUAAGUGGUACAAAUUAAAUCCCACGCAGAGUCGUAUUUUAUUAUUGUUAAUUUUAAGAUCACAAAGAAAGUUAACUAUUACGAUCGGAAAAUUUAUGGAGCUUUCCCUAGAACGUUUCACAACUAACGAGAUAGAUUCGACAAAUAUAGUGUGCUGGUCUGUGCAAUACGGUCUUCGUAUGAUAGGUGUAUGGCCGGGCACGUCGUGUGCAAUUUUACUUAAAGUCCUCAGCAUAUCAUCAAUGAUCGUGUUUCAAAUCUUUCAAUAUCAACACGUAAUCGUGCACUUUGAAGAGGAGGAUUUAAUGAUUCUCAUGGACGCACUAAGCGUAACUUUCGCUUAUACCCUUUUGCUUAUUAAAAUGCUUAUUUUUGCAUUUAAUUCUCGUUUACUGAACGAAAUUAUAACAUGCAUGAUCAAAGACUGGAAGGAAUGCGAUAUUUCGGAUGAGUACACGAUGACCAGAAUAGCUUAUGUAUCUCGUUGGGUCUCCAAUAUUAUAAUUUGCUCGCAUAUGACGUCAGUUUUCCUCUACGCGAUAGGCACAAUAAUGAAGAUCAAAAAUGAAAAUCAAACCGAUGUUCGAGAGCUAAUCAUCAAAAUGGAGAUACCUUUUAAGAUUGAGAGCACAUCAGUACACGUAGCUGUCCUUGUUAGUCAAUUUAUUCAUCAGACGAGUGCGGCUGGUAUGGUGGGUGUAAUAAAUUCCUUGCUAAUAAUAUUGGUUCUUCAUGUGUGUGGGCAGAUUGAUAUAAUGCGGCAGAAAUUGAGUGAAAUUACGCAGAAGAAUAUUGAGCGGAAGAACAUCGAGCAGGGUGUGAACGAAAACAUCGUAAAAGAUCUGAUCGUUCGACAUCAGCAAAUUAUCACCUUCUCCAAAAAUAUCGAAAACCUUUAUUCCAAUAUAGCACUGAUACAAUUUGUAUCGAAUACUCUGGUUAUCUGUUGUCUAGGAUUUCUUAUCGUGAUCUCUAUCGGUACCCCAGGCGGAUCAAUGAUGUUAGUCAAGUCCGUGUUUUUUUAUUUUGUUAUGAGCUUAGAAGCAUUUGUAUAUUGCUUUGUCGGACAACAUCUGAGCACGAAAAGUGAAAUGAUCGGUGACUCAGUAUACGAAUCAUUUUGGUAUGAAUUGAAUCCUAGUCAAAAUCGAGACAUCUACAUUAUGAUCAUAAGAUCCCAACAGAACUUGACGCUCACAAUAGGAAAAGUUAUGGAACUUUCUUUGAGACAAUUUGCCAACAUCCUUAAAGCUUCAGCGUCAUACGUGUCGGUGUUGCACGCAAUAGUAUGUUGCAUAUCUUCGAUGGCAAUAUUUCAGACCUUUCAAUAUUGGUACUUGAUCAUGCACUUUGGCGAAAGCAAUAUUUUCCUUCUCAUGGAUGUGAUAAGCGCAACUCUGACUUAUAGUCUUCUGUUUAUCAAACUGAUUAUUAUCAUAUUCAAUGUUAGUCUGCUGGAUGAUAUAAUAGCACAUGUGAUCGAGGAUUGGAAAAAGCGUGAUAUUUCUGACGAAUACAUGAUGAAUAGAAUGGCUUAUGUUUCUCGCUGGUUUUCCAAUUUCAUAAUCUGUUCACACGCAGUAUCGGUAUUCUUCUAUGCGAUGGGCACUUUGUUGGCCCACAGAAACAGCAAUCAAACUGAUGCUCGAGAGCUCAUUCUCAAAAUGGAAUUACCUUUCAAGAUCGAAACCACAUCAGUAUAUCUUACCGUUCUCAUUACGCAGUUCGUUCAUCAGGUAAGCGCUGCCAGUAUGUUGGCUGUGCUAAAUUGCUUGCUGCUAACAUUGAUUCUUCAUGCAUGUGGACAGAUUGAUAUAUUGCGGCAGAAACUGAGUGAAAUUACACGGAAGAACACUAAGCAACAUAUGAACGAUAUCGCAAAAAUACUGAUUAUUCGGCAUCAAAAAAUUAUUUCCUUCUCCAAAAAUAUUGAGACUCUCUUUUCGAACAUAGCGCUAAUACAAUUCGUGUCAAUUACUUUAGUCCUCUGUUCCCUAGGAUUUGUCAUCGUGACCUCUAUUGGUGUUCCGGGUGGAUCGCCUAUGCUAGUAAAAUCCGUAUUCUUUUACAUUCUAGUCAAUAUGGAGGCAUUUACAGUUUGCUUUCUUGGAGAAUAUCUCAGUACUAAAAGCAAAAUGAUUGGUGACGCGGCGUAUGAAGCGCUUUGGUAUGAAUUGAAUCCGAUUCAAAAUCGAGAUAUUCUCUUUAUAAUUGUAAGAUCACAGAAGUUUUUGACGCUAACGAUCGGAAAAGUCGCUGAACUUUCACUAAAACAAUUUGCUAAUAUCAUGAAAGCCUCGGCGUCAUAUAUGUCGGUAUUACACGCGAUAUAUUGA
This is a messenger RNA of Atta colombica, 5670 nucleotides long. RefSeq lists its product as uncharacterized. Gene Ontology annotation, molecular function: olfactory receptor activity; odorant binding. NCBI's taxonomy places the organism in Eukaryota, Metazoa, Arthropoda, Insecta, Hymenoptera, Formicidae. Gene Ontology annotation, cellular component: plasma membrane. Gene Ontology annotation, biological process: sensory perception of smell; detection of chemical stimulus involved in sensory perception of smell. The transcript is spliced from 28 exons. The coding region runs from base 1 to 5670 and encodes 1889 amino acids. The record is from RefSeq and is a predicted model, not a curated record.